GUGGGGGUGGCGGUGGUGGUGGGUUUAGGAAAAUCUGGAAAUACCCGGUGGUAAAAUGACGAUGUCCGUCCCGGAGAGGAAAUCAGGGUCGGAGGGGAAGGAGGAGGAGAGCGAGGAUGAGAGCGAGAUCUUGGAGGAGAGCCCGUGCGGCCGCUGGCAGAAACGGAAGGAGCAGGUGAGCCAAGGUAAUGUCCCAGGUGUGGAGAGUGCCUCUCUGGCCAUGGACACGGAGGAGGGCGUGGAGGUGGUGUGGAACGAGGUGCUCUUCUCCGACAAGAAGGUCUUCAAAGCACAGGAGGAGACGAUCAAGGAGAUGUUUGAGAACCUGAUGCAGGUGGAACACCCCAACAUCGUCAAGUUCCACAAGUACUGGCUGGACAUGAAGGAGAGCCAGGCGAGGGUUAUAUUCAUCACAGAAUACAUGUCGUCGGGCAGCCUCAAGCAGUUUCUGAAGAAAACUAAGAAGAACCACAAGACUAUGAACGUGAAGGCCUGGAAGAGAUGGUGCACCCAGAUUCUCUCUGCCCUCAGCUAUCUGCACUCUUGCGAGCCUCCAAUAAUCCACGCCAACCUGACCUGCGACACCAUCUUCAUUCAGCACAACGGCCUCAUCAAGAUCGGCUCAGUGUGGCAUCGGCUGUUUAUUAACGUGUUUCCGGAUGCCAGCGUCCACAGUAAAGCCAGGCAGCAUCGCGAUGAGCAGAGGAAUCUUCAUUUCUUUGCUCCAGAAUAUGGAUCUGGCGAAGAUGAUUACGCCAUAGACAUUUUCUCCUUCGGCAUCUGUGCUCUAGAGAUGGCGGUACUGGAGAUCCAGGCCAACGGAGACACUGCCGUGUCCAAGGAGGCCGUCGUCAAUGCGGGUCAAUCUCUGGAAGACCCUCCCAUGAGAGAGUUCACCCAGUCCUGUUUGCGUCACGAAGCCAAGCUCCGUCCCACGGCUCACGACCUUCUGUUCCACCGAGUCUUGUUCGAGGUCCACUCCCUCAAACUGCUCGCCGCCCACUGCCUCAUCAACAACCAGUAUUUGCUCCCGGAAAAUUGUGUGGAGGAGAAAACCAAGUCCUUUGACCCCAACGCCGUCAUGGCGGAGAUCAAACACGAUGACCGACAAGGAGUUCAGCUCAAGUAUUCCCACGUGUCCCCUUUGGAGCUUGACAAGUUUCUGGAGGAUGUCAAGAAUGGGAUCUACCCCUUGAUGAACUUCGCCUCGUCCCGGCCUCACCCCGUCCCCCGAGCCCUGUCCUUGUCUCACGAGCAGGUUGAGACGGUCAAGACGCCGACUCCUGAACCCCAGGAGACAGAAUCCAGGAAGGUCGUUCAGAUGCACUGUAAUCUGGAGUCAAAUGAAGAAGGGACCAAAACUCAUCUCUCUUUAUUUCUGAAGAUGGAUGACAAACUUCAUAGGCAGCUGAGCUGUGACAUCCUUCCAACUGACACCUCCAAAGACCUCGCCAGUGAACUCGUUCACUACGCCUUCAUCAACGAGGAGGACAGCGAGAAGGUAGCGGGGUUCCUAGACGACGCCAUUUGCCGACAUCGGGUCCGAGCGCUGGCCUCUGGGAGCACGCAGUGAGGAGGGGCCACGACCGCGGCUGGCCCGGACAGAGGGGCCCCGGCGUUGACCACGGGGGUCGAGGAAGGGAGAGGGCAGCGGACAGGAUCACACAGCCGGGAACGGAGGGAGCUGACCAAAAAGGGACAAAUCCAGGAGGAUGCUGGGCCCUGACCGUCAGGAAACCAUCCCAGUGAGAAAGAGGGAACGCCAGGAAUCCAAAGCCCCUCUGGUUGGAGGGCGUGAGGCAUCAUGGCUGUGUUCGGCGGCCCCGCAAAGCAGUGGAAGACAAACUCCCUGCCAAAGAGGGCUCUCACGCCUUCACACAACUUAAUGCGGCGGCCGUGUUUUCGGAAAGGACGUUUUGUUGCCCGUGAGCGCUCCAAUGUCCACUUUUGAUUGGUGAUGAUUUCCUUUUUAAAUAAACUAAUUUACUACAGCCUGUCUCUCCCAUAAAAGCUCAAACCCUCCGUUUGUGACAGUUUAAGGAAUGUAUUAUUCCAUCCAACAUGCACUGUUAAUACUCCUUCAGUUGAAUAAUUUAUUUAUGUUUAACUGUGAACAAAAGAAGCUUGCCACAAGCCCUUUCUUUUUCUUUCUUUGUUUUGCUUUAACACACCGAACUGCACUCUUGGGUCAAAGGCUUCUUCUCCCGGAGCUGAGCACACCAUGCCUCAAUGUCGUGACGAGCAAUGAGACGAUGCCUCUCUUUUAGCCUGCAGUGCUCUUACGGGUUUUCCCCCUGAAAGCCAAAGACUUGCAAAGUGCCUGAAAUGGCAAUGUACUUUGGACAGCGUUCCCGAAUGAAACGGCAUCGUACCCAACACAGAGAUUUGGAAUUUAACAAAUUCAGGCCGACUUUUAGUUUCAACGCCAGACGCGUUGAUUCUUACUCGUGCUCGUCUCCUAUCGUGAGUCCGGACAGUCAGCCCGCGUGAAUGUGAAGAAGAGCUCGUCACCCGGUCACGGCGGCUCCAUUGAGAGCGUCAGCCUUUGUAUACUGGGCAUGUGGAUCAUGUGAUGACGCCCUCUGCUGCAGGCAAUGUUAGUUUUGGAAAGUGCAUGUGCGAAAAUUGGAAUGCAUCACAUGAAGCGUGUGACGUGAAAUCAUAGUCUUACAUAAAUGGGAGGAAAGGUGAUGUGAUCUUAAGACUUGUUAAUUUGUUAAUAAAUAUUACUGCUAUACUUACUUUUGCUAUAUUUCACAAACCAUCUGAGCAUUUUGGGAAUGCCGAACGUGUUUUGUGUCUCGAGGGGUUUUUGAAGGAAAAACCUACGUUUUUUAGGAAUGUAUGGUUUUAGUCUUUUACGUAAUCAUUAACAGCUAACCUCUCGAGGUUUACAUGGGCUGCAGGCGAUGCGACAUAAUCCACGAUAAAAAGAGCUUUUUGAACACAGGAUCAGAUCUACUCUAGUUGUAUUUCACACAGUCAGUGUGAACUUUUAGAGUUGAUUGCACUGCAGUCCACACAGACACACACAUAGAAUACCCUCCCUCAGCUCAGCACGAUUUUUAUUGUUGAGAAUCCAAUCUUGGCACAGUAAAGGUGUAUUGUUCUUUUACCAAACCGGAGAGCAAAAUAACAAAUGGGGAAUUGUCUGAUCACAGCAGUGUACUUCUUUUUUUCUUUUUUCAGACUCCUUUAGCUCUGCUUCAUUUGAUUCCCGGGUCUGUACGGUUGGCUUCAUAUACACUGCUGUACAGCCAUUGCUUACAGUACGUACUCUCUUUCUUAUCAGUGUGUAUCUGAAGACGAGUCAUGAAUUCUCCCCGACAUUCACCGACUAUGGGCUGUGGUGUACAUAUUUGCUUGUGGCUAUUAAAUGGGUUUACUUUUUGACUGAUUUUCAAUACAAAGAAGUGCCACUCUCGCUCUCCUUUGAUCCAGUAAGAUGCAUGACUUAAUAGCCUGCAACCAUUCAAAACUUAACAUUUGCCUUUGUCAGUCACAGUUCAGUUUCAGAGGGGACCCGACCAAGGAAAUGAAUGUUUCGACUGUGCAAACAUGAAAGAAAAACAUCCAUAUCAGUCUCAUCUUAUGUUAAAAUUACUUUUUUUUCUGUGAAACUGUUGAAUUAAAUUUGCCUUUUGGAUGUGUCCUACUUAAACAUUUGUUAAAUAUUAAGGCUACUACAAUUAAAUACAUGACAAUAAACAAUAUGUAACAUGUCUGAAAUUAUUUGUUUAUUAGAAUGGGGUUUAUUGUUGAUCAACCCACCAAUCUGAAUCAUUUCCCAGUAUGUAUUGAGCAUAUGUUGAUGUUCACAUUAAGCUAUUUUCAAAAAAUUAAUUAAAUUACAACCAAUAAAGUAUUAGGAUUGUUAUUUA
Messenger RNA from Pseudoliparis swirei, 3881 nucleotides. RefSeq names its product nuclear receptor-binding protein 2-like. Gene Ontology annotation, biological process: intracellular signal transduction; protein phosphorylation; endoplasmic reticulum to Golgi vesicle-mediated transport. The transcript is spliced from 18 exons. Gene Ontology annotation, molecular function: ATP binding; protein serine/threonine kinase activity. NCBI's taxonomy places the organism in Eukaryota, Metazoa, Chordata, Actinopteri, Perciformes, Liparidae. Gene Ontology annotation, cellular component: endomembrane system; cytoplasm. Bases 56 to 1573 code for a protein of 505 amino acids. The record is from RefSeq and is a predicted model, not a curated record.